Acanthocheilonema viteae is the source of this 2745-nucleotide messenger RNA. Lineage: Eukaryota; Metazoa; Nematoda; Chromadorea; Rhabditida; Onchocercidae. The record is from the annotation of a GenBank genome assembly.
AUGUCAGUGCAAUCAGAAUCAAGAGCGGAUGAGGAAGCUAAAUCAGAACCGGGAGAUAGUAUCUCUGUUGCAGCAAUCUCUCGGCGACGGAUCAUUUAUCGACCAUUUUCUAUAAAUUCACAAGCUUCAACAACUACCGUUACAGCAACUAUAAGGGAUACUUUAAUAGCCGUUCGAGAUGCAGUUGCUGCUUCGAUCAUGACUACUUCCUCAUCCACUCUUCCUAAAAUAUCUGCCAGUACUGCUAAUGCUACUACUGCCGAUACAGCAACCAUCAAUACUCACUCUUGUACUUCUGUUUCACCGCAGCAUACUGUUUGUUUGACCAAUCCAGAAAUGAACGUAGCUGCGCCUACCAUUGGUACCAUCAACAAAGUACCCCGUCGAUGGGAACAGUGGAACAGCUCGGAAAUCAAUGCAUUUUUCGAGGGUAUUAAAUUGUAUGGAAAAGAUUUCGAACAAAUGGCAAAAUUGAUGGCACGAAGAAAGUUGAACAAGGACAAAGAUCAAGUUCGUAAUUACUAUUUCAAUUCACUCAAAUUGCUGAGAUCAUCAACCCACAUUGAUGAAACUUUGAUGGCUGGUAUACCACGAGAUGUCAAAGAGUUGUUUAUUUUGAUUAAUGGAUUUGAGUGGAAAAGAAGAGUUUGUGGCAAGUUUGAUCAGGCCAAGUUUCAGCAGCUCGUCAUGGAAGGGUCAACGUACGAGAAGAAAAAAAAGAAAAAGCAGUUAGUGUUAGUGCGUACACCAGUUUGUCCUUCUCUGCAGAAAUUUUUUCCAAGCUGUAGCUCGUCACCAUUACCAUCACAUAUUUUUAUAUGUCUUAUGCCGAAAACUGAAGCUGACCGUUAUUUUGUUGAACAACGUGGACAAAAUCCUUUGAUUAGGAUCAGGGUCGCUAUUGGCGAUCAACUCAGUCGCAUUUUUUCAUUUCUAAAAAUAAAAUGGAAUUUACGGAUGCAAAAAUUGCUUGGAGCCAUGUCGAAGGAAGAAGAGCAAGUAAGGCUGGUACUGUAUCCGGACAAGACAACCCGUGUGGGCAAAAUAAUUGUAAAUCUGUUGAUAAGAGAACUUCAGCGAACAGGAACCAUUGAACAAAGUAAUGAGUCAUCUAAACGCAAAGGUGCAACUGCUGGCGAAGAGACAUCCGAAGAUGUACAAAUGUCCAGCACCACAGAAGAUGAUGAUGAUGGACCAUUUACAAUCAACGCAAACAAAUUGCGAAAUGGACUUACUGAAAAAAAUGUUCUUAAAGCUACUGUGACCGAGCUAUAUUAUUUGUGUGGCAAAGAGUCUGAAAUCAAGCUUGUUUAUUCAACGGGAAUGAAGCGAAUGGGCGACCCCGAGCCAUGGCGUAUUUUUCUUCAUCUUCUAGAUCGUGGUUAUGGUGACAGUCUUUGUAAGUCUCUCGCUGAUCCCCAAAAAAAAGCGGAGUCGGAUGAAUUUAUAGAACAAAAAUGGCAAGAAAGGAUUAGAAAAAGAUAUAAGUCAGCAAAUAAUUUUACGGAACAAUCAUCUGGCCGUCUAACUACACCGACUGAGGUGAUGGAAACAAAUGAAGCUGCUGCACAUGAAAUGGUAGAAGCAGAAAAUAGCGCUUUUAUGCAACAGCUUGAAAGUUUGAGAGUGAAAAAGCGUGCUCGUCCUUUUCACCAGCGUUUUCCUGGCAAGAAUAAUGGGAUUGUACAAACAGUUGCGUUGAAUCCGCCAUCAGUUCAUCAACCUAUAACAACUACAUGUUAUCAGUUGGCUGAUCCCGUUUUUGGGUCUCAGAAUGAACGAUCAGGCACAGUGCAGUCUGAUCAGUUUGCUUUUUCUGCUGGUGAUGUAGCGGGAUCCAGCGCUGUUGCUGGUAAAAUAAGAUCCCGCGAUAGUACUGGUAGAAUGUGGUCUGAUGUAGGUAUUUCUGGUGGAUUUAAGUCGGAUGAUAAUUCUGAUGGAAUAAGGGCAGGAAGUGGUUACUUUCUACAGGAAACCAACGCUUCACCACUAGUUCAUCAUGUUGCGGAAACAAGAUAUCAGUUGGUUAAUCCCGUAUUUGUGGCUCACAAAGUAGCAACAUCGACAUCAUCAGUGCAGUUUAUUCCUUCAUCCGGCAGUAAUGCUGAUGGAGUUGGACAAAGUGUUAGUAAUUUCGUUCAAGACACCAGUGUUCCGAUGUGUCCUACACAAGAAAUGGCAGCAGUACGAUAUCAGAUUGCCAAUCCUGUAUUUAUGUCCGAAAAUGCUCAAUCAACACGAGGGCAAUUUGUACUUCCUGUUUCUAAUACAGUUGGUUCCGAUAAUGAGCAUUUUAUCGGAGGCGACAACGUGAUAACACCAGAAGUAGGUGCUAUGGAACCGAGUAGAGACUGUGGUGUCAGUGAUCGUGGUAGUAUGCCUUCAUCACCAGUGAAGGAAAGCAGCCUUCUAAGGGAAUUGCAUAGUGCACCGUCAAUGGAUAAGUCGAUAGAGGUGAUGCUACAGGAAAAUAGCACUGAAUGUUAUCGUUUCGUUGAGCAGUUUGCUUCAACUAUGAAUUCUCGAUCGAAUGUCGUUAGCAAUGCAAUUAAUGCAGAAAACGAAAUAACCCGCAUCGCACAACAGCUUGCCCAGUCUGCGAAUGAUGCAUUCAAGUCUGUCGAUGAUAGUAGUGGUAGAAUGAGAUCUGAUGAUAAUAAUAGUUCAGCAAUCUCUGUUGAUACGAGCGUAACUAGGUCCGUUGACACCGGUAUUGUCGAAAUUAAGUCCAGUGAUAAAGAGUAA